AUGGCAUCUUUUGCUCCCAGUCUGUCGUUUAUCGACACCCACAGCAAAGCAGACACAACAAACUGCAAAUCAUUCACAUUCCAAGUUAAACUGGACGUCUGUGUUUAUGCCGAUGGGCCCUUGCCACCCCGCGCUAGACAAUCCUCCUGCGAUAUUUCAGCCGCAGAAGUGGUCAUUGAAUUCAAGUGGGAACCACAUCACAAUCCAUUCCACACACCUGCAAAUGGCUCAAGUCAUAAAGUGCACUUUGUAUCAGAGACCAACAAGGCCAUGGCCACGCUGGGACAAAUAAUGAGCUAUUCUGCAGCUCAACUUGGCACACAAUAUCAUACUCACACUUUCUCCGUCCUGAUCGUCUGUGAUCUAGCUUACAUCAUAAGAUGGGACAGGGAGGGAGUUACCGUUUCCUCUGCCAUCAAUUAUAACAAAGAUCCACAUUUGGCAGACUUUUUCCAUCAUUAUGCACAGGCAUCGUCUGCAUUGCGUGGUGUUGACACUUCGGUAAUGCCCGCUAGCGUAGAGGAAGCUCGCCUUGCAAGAUUGCAGCUAGACCUUCCUGCUACCAAGCGCAUGUUGAAAGUGGCUGUGCCUGCUGUCAAUAACUCUGGCCCAGUUACUUUGAUUUUUCCUGCACCUCUACCAGUUGGUCAAACCCCUGUAGGCCAAUGUACAUGCGCGUGUCCUGCGUACGAUAUUGACAAUAAAAAAGUUGUUAUGUUGAAAGACUCUUGGCGGGUCGCGACCGCCGAUAUACUACCAGAAGGCAAGACAUACAAAUUAUUAAAAGAACACAAUGUUUCCAAUGUUGCGUCGUGCAUUGCGUGUCACGACGUACCCUCUAUCCCUCAACAAGCCCCACAGACUUACAGGUUUGCAGAUGCUGCCUGGGCGUGUUCGCACAACACAAUCACUCCGCACAUUCACUAUCGCUUGGUUCUGAAUAUUGUGGGCAAGCAGUCUUGUGAAUUCACAAGCUCUCGUCAACUCAUUACAGCCAUUCAUGACGCAUUAAUUGCCCAUAAAGACGCAUAUCAUAAAGCGGGCGUGUUGCAUCGAGACCUUAGUGCUGGAAACGUUGGGAUCCACAAGGGCAAGGGCAUCCUCAUUGAUUGGGACCUCUCAAAGUUAAUCAACGUUAAAGGUGCUCGACAAGUAACUCAUAUGGGAACCUGGCAAUUCAUGUCGGCUCACCUGGUCCAAAAUAGAGACACCAAACAUGAUGUCAAGGAUGACCUAGAGUCCAGUCUCUAUGUCGUUCUAUGGGUUGCCUUGAUGUACACGGUGACUCACUUGACCGCCCCUGUCCGAACAUUACUCAUAAAGGAUGUCUUCGAAGUUGAUGAAUUGGAGGGAGUUGGAUCAACUUUGAAAUUGGCUUUUCUCAACUCAAGACUACAAUUUUCGAAAGAUGUAUUUGUCGAUUGCAAACCGCUCAACAGGCUUAUUCUUGCACUUGCAGAGCUCUUUGUGCUUCGGUAUACUUUGAUCACUCUGGAGCAGCAGGAAACUUAUGAUGGAAUGUGCAAGUACAUGGAAGGGAUAAAACCAGAUGCUGCUGAAAUGGUUCCCCUCACAAAUUUCGUGAAGGCACAUCCUGCCUACAAGUUGAAGAUACACAUGGAGACCUUGAAGUCGCACGACAAGAUAAUGGAAGUUUACAAUUUUCACCUUGGAUUAGACGGUGUCAUAUCCAUGCAUUCAGAUCUCAGAUCAGAUCCAGAUCCGAUCCACCAAUCCGAUAUCCGGUCCACAGAUUCGGUCCGCUGA
Suillus subalutaceus is the source of this 1767-nucleotide messenger RNA. RefSeq lists its product as uncharacterized. The transcript has 3 exons. The record is from RefSeq and is a predicted model, not a curated record. Lineage: Eukaryota; Fungi; Basidiomycota; Agaricomycetes; Boletales; Suillaceae. Bases 1 to 1767 code for a protein of 588 amino acids.